AUCUGUCUUUUACUUCAUAUUUCUUUUCUUUUGAGUUCUCUUAGACUCAAGUGUGUCACUCGCCCAUCCCAUCUACUUCAUGCUUGCGGCUGUCCAAUCCAAUUCCAGAUCAAACUCAUUAUCAUGUAGCAGCCUAUUCGCUCUGCUGCUACCAUUUAUUUUCUUCAGUUUCUUUCUGCAUUUUCUGCUGAGCGACCAUUUUCUGCUGAGCGACCAAUGUGCUUGUUCAAAUGCAGCAGCCGCAGAUCGAUGAGCUCCACUUGAAGGCCAUCUUCAAGAAGUUUUGAGACAGCAGGGUUGAAGGCAGAGGGGGAAAAGAGUGAACAUGCAUUCAACACUAGAGGGAGAUGGAGUGAGUCGACUCAUGAUUCAGGCUUCCAACCACACACAACUUGUUAUCCUGACCGGACUCAGUGAAGCAAAUAGACACUACCCAGUCUCCCUUUUUCAAAACAAUGGUGAUCCGGCAAUUGGAUGGUGGUUAGCCCUCUCUAUAACGGUUCGGGCGGUUGUUUAUUUUGCCCUUCUAGCAUUGUUGGCAAUUGUGAUAUGCAUGAUAUUGAAUUGCCUGGAUGACUGCGACUUGGAGAGUGAGACGGAGACUGACCCGCUCCUGCCGGUGCCGGCGACGGCAGUGCGAUGCACGUACGGAACGCAACUGCAAGAAGGAGGAGGAGAGGACAUGGAGACCGGAAAUUGCGGUGGGCGGAAAUGUUGGUCGGAGGAUCUGUACGAUGGAAAGCUGUGCGUGAUUUGCUACGAGCAGCGGCGGAGCUGUUUCUUUGUUCCCUGUGGUCACUCUGCCACCUGCUGCCAAUGUGCCCACAGGAUUUAUGAUGGGGAAAGGAGGGCAUGCCCGGUGUGCCGAAAAUUCAUUCGCAAAAUAAGAAAGCUAUUUGCUUAGGCUUUCAUAUUUUCAAGACGUGCAUGAAAUCUUAAAAGUUGUUUGGUACGUAAAAAUGGAAUGAAAAUGAAAUAAAAUAAUUUUUUAUAAUUUUACAUAUUCAUCACCUAAAUUUUCAUUUAUUUCAUUCUCAAUUCAUUCCAUUUCAAUGUAACGAACAUUGAAUUAGUUUUUUUUUUUUUUUUCAUUUGUACCAAAAAAUAAAUUAACAAGGCCAAUUUUGUAGUUGAAACUUCUGGCUAGAAAAAAAAUUAUGUUUGGGCCAAUGUUAGAGUAGAUGGUUUCAAUUGUGGGCCGGGCCUUGAAUUGUGCCCUAAGUCGCAUGGGCUGUUCAUAUUGA
Molecule: messenger RNA, 1244 nt
Organism: Malania oleifera
Lineage: Eukaryota; Viridiplantae; Streptophyta; Magnoliopsida; Santalales; Ximeniaceae
Product: E3 ubiquitin-protein ligase APD3-like
Exons: 5
Coding region: 326-904 (192 amino acids)
Source: RefSeq, a predicted model, not a curated record